Molecule: messenger RNA, 2743 nt
Organism: Neodiprion fabricii
Lineage: Eukaryota; Metazoa; Arthropoda; Insecta; Hymenoptera; Diprionidae
Product: protein Wnt-5b-like
Exons: 8
Coding region: 1165-2262 (365 amino acids)
Biological process (GO): neuron differentiation; multicellular organism development; canonical Wnt signaling pathway
Cellular component (GO): extracellular region
Molecular function (GO): frizzled binding; cytokine activity
Source: RefSeq, a predicted model, not a curated record
UGGUUUAGCCGCGCGCGAGUACUGCGCUAUAGGAGGGAUUCAAAUUUCAAACGUCAACGCGAACGUCAGCGCGUGCCGCGUCGGACGGAUUCCCACGCACAGCUCGAGUGACUUGUUCUUGGUUAUUUGCGAUUCCGCAACAUUGAUACAUAUCUAUUCCCCGAAACCGUUCGCAGUCGGCCGAAAGUCCGUUGGAACGUCUGUUUUGCAGAAUUCAUUGCAGAAUCCGGCCAGACUGUAAAAUGGAACUGUGAUUUCGUUGCAGCUGUCCCCCUCCUUCAUCCCCCCUCCUCGCCCUCGCCCCGGCCCAAUUUUUGUGUAAAGUUCAAAUUUCCGCCGUAUCAAACAAGUAAAUUUGAGUCAGUGCGGUGUGAAGAGCUCUACGAAAACGGAGGAAGGCGAAAGAUGCGAUCCAGGCCGACAGCGUCGUUCGGGGUCCUCUCAUUCCGACGUAUUUCCCACUUGUUUUGCAGCGAGCUCUGAUCGUUAGAAGCGUUUAAUUACAAGUCGAACCGUGCUGACGGGUUGAAACUUGUAUAAUACAGCGACAGUUGGCCGCCCAGUCGUAGGUACGGCUCCGUUAUAAUCUUGUGAACUAUCAACCGUGGAGGAACGGCGCAGCGCUGUGGUGAGCUUUAUUAAUACGGACGGGAACUUUUCGCAGUGUUGAGAGUGUGUUUUCAGGUUUGAUGUUUAACUUGAGCUUGAGCGCAUUGUGUCCGUCAGGUUAAAGGCCUGCUGGUUAAUCGUGUAAUAAAAGUUAACAAUAAGGAUUCAAGCCGGAGUUGAUUCUGCAAAAGUGCAGUUCUCGGCCUUGUGGUGCGCGCUGGAAGGUGGACACGGAAGUGAAACGAAUCAAAGAUGCUAAAUGUGUUACCGGAUUUCCGAGAAAAUAUUUGACUUCGUUAAGAGUGCAGUGAAAAACGAUAUUGCGGUGCGGCGUCGCGUGUCCCUGACGCAAUAUUACUUUGACAAGGUAGACUUAUGGGCGCAUCGGUCGAACGCCUGCGCUAUUACUUUUGUGAACUCUGACGGGAAGCGCGAGGAUUGCAGAUUUUUCCGAGAAAGAGAAAAUUCACCGGAAAUAAUACUUCGAUAAGUACAUGUGGCGUGAAACAGUGAUGAUAACGGUGAACGGAUAGACGAUUUGAAACGCGUUCCACGAUGGCGUGCAAGAACUGGGUGCUCGUCCUUCUAGGGGUUUCGCUCGCUGCCGCAGCUUCGACGAGAUCGGGAACAUGGAUAAACGUAGGCCUGCAGGGUAUACGCCAGUUAGAGGCGAUGAGAACGACGGAGUUGUACGAGGUGGGAGCAUCGCCACUUUGCGCGAACUUGAACGGUCUCUCUCCAGGGCAGGGGAGGCUUUGCCAGCUCUAUCAGGAUCACAUGGCCGGUGUGGCACGAGGCGCGAGAGCCGGAAUCGCCGAGUGUCAGCACCAAUUCCGUGACAGAAGAUGGAACUGCUCGACAGUCGAGGAUGGGACGGUCUUCGGUCCGGUACUCGGAAUCGCCAGCAGAGAAACGGCGUUCGUCCACGCCAUGGCUGCCGCUGGUGUCGUAUACUCCAUCAGCCGUGCCUGCAGGGAUGGCCAGCUGUCGUCCUGCGGAUGCUCGAGGAGCGGACGCCCGAGGGAUCUUAAUCGAGAGUGGAUCUGGGGCGGCUGUGGCGACAAUCUCGAGUACGGUUACAAGUUCACUCAGGGCUUUGUCGACGUUCGGGAACGCGAACGAAGCUACAAAAGGGGCAGUCGAGAGCAGGGCAGAAGUCUUAUGAAUCUUCACAACAACGAGGCUGGCCGUAGGGCAGUUGUAAAGAAAUCAAAGGUAACCUGCAAGUGCCACGGUGUCUCUGGAAGCUGUAGUCUCAUCACGUGUUGGCAGCAGCUCGCCUCCUUCAGGGAAGUCGGUGAUUAUCUGCUGGAUAAAUACGACGGGGCAACCGAAGUCCGAGUAAACAGAAGGGGACGUCUCUCGAUCCGAGACCCACGCUUCACCCUCCCGACCGCCAACGACCUGGUCUACCUCGAAGACUCGCCGAAUUUUUGUCUCAGAAAUCUGAGCAUGGGAUCCCUAGGCACCCAGGGGCGAGUGUGCAACAGAACGUCGGCCGGUAUGGACGGAUGUAAUCUUCUGUGCUGCGGAAGGGGUUAUAACACUCAGAAGACGAUAGUGAGGGAAAGGUGCGAGUGCAAGUUUCACUGGUGUUGUUUUGUCGAGUGUAAGACAUGCGUAAAGAGCGUCGAUGUGCACACGUGCAAGUAGCUGCGGUGCCGUUAUUACGAUCAGGGUGUCAUUUUAGCAAUUCAUCCGCCAGCGAAGAUUAUAAGCAAAGUAAUUCAUAAAACGACGCGAAAUGUUUUAAGCAUCGGUUAUGCAGCGUACCGUCUUGUUUUUGUUUCAUUGAACUCACUGGAACGAAAUUUGGCGAGCGUUUAAAUAUACGCGAGAUGUAUCUUCUUUUAAAAGUAUGAUGUCACACUAUUUAUUGUAUUCUUGCCAACUAGUACGAGGUACACAUUAAACAUCGUACGUGGUGCAUACGCAAAAAGAUGGCGUACGAUGACUAAGAAAUCUCAGCACAGUAUUUAAUUAAUCUAGACUUUAUAGAAUAUUUCCAAUUUAUAUGUAGAGUUAUCACUAAUUAUACAUACCACGACGUUUUUCAAUCAAAGUAUAUCAUUGAACGGAUGGGGAUUGAUCGGUUAUUCAAAUUCUGUGUAGAGAUCUUUAUGAUCAACAAAAA